UGGGGAAAGAAUUUUUUUUCAGGUAGACUUUUACUACAUGUUUUAUUAGGAAUAUGGAGCAUUAUAACAUUGCAACAUUAGUAACCAGUUACCAACGAAUUCAAAGUACAACGUGGCUUCUCCAGUUAUCAACCAAAGCUAUCUUCCAUAUUCUCAGAUGGCAAACUCCAUUUUUAACACUAUCAACAUGGAUCAUACUUGUAGCAGUAUCACUGACUGCAACACGUAAACAAGUUCUUGUUUGGUGCGUGGUAUCCGUCCUGUCUAUAGCUGCCAUCGGUGGACUCGUCCGUUUAUCACAAAUCAAGACCACAGAGCAUCUCAACAGAAAAAGAAAGAGUAACAACACUGAUCUUGUGGACACAGGAUAUUCUCCAUAUGAUGCUAAACCAGUAGUUUUAACAGAGGAAGAAAAGAAGCAAACUUUAAUAGAAAGUCGCCGGUUGUUUCUGGAUGCACAAGACUUAUUUUUGUGGUUGAAUAAGGCAACAGAUGAUUUGUAUUGUGUGUUUAUCUGGUAUAAUGUAUAUCUGUCAAGUUUGAUUUAUGGCACAAGCUUGCUGGCAAUAUUAUCAUUUUUUCUCUUUCCUACCCAAUGGUGUGGAGCGGUGUUAGUUUCCAGUAUCCUUGGCAUCAACAGAGGUUUCUACUCCUGUUUAAUGUCCGCCUCUUCUACCACAUACAACUUUUUUAUUAAUAGGGGAAAGCUUUCAAGAGGUGAUUCUGUACAAGAAGAACAUAGUCCAGUAGACUCUGAUGUAGAAUGCAACUCUGACACAGAAUCGAUGCAUAAUGAAACUAAAGAAGAACAUCUGGAAAGAACGGACAUUGAUGAAAAAGAAAAGAAGAAGAAAGUAGAACCACUUAGUUGUAUCUUGUGCAGUACAGUAUUCACAUCGGUAUUAAGGAGGAGGAGGUACUGUCGCUAUUGUGGUAACCAGUUCUGUCCAAAAUGCUGUUUUAAGAAGAUUCCCCGCUCAAUUUUUGGAGCAACAUCUCCAGCAGCUCAAAGUGCAAAAGAACUUGUGUGCAAUCAGUGCUACUAUUUCUUAACUGGUGAACAGGUGACGACGUCCAAGUGAAAGGAUACUGCAUAAGCUGUUGGGUUAAAAGUUCAAAUAUAUAUUCACCUUUGUAUUUAUAGUUGGAUGAUCAUCUAAUUAUUUAAUAAGCUACUACGUAAUUUGGUGAAAGAGAGAAUCUACAGGCUUGGCUAUCAUGUGACUUGAUGCAAGUGCGAUAAUAAAUGGGAUUAGCUAUUACGGGACUUAAUGGAAUUGAGUAAUCUGCAGGAUUUGCUAUCAUGUGACUUGAUGCGUGUGAUACAAUCAGAAGGAUUACCUAUCAUGUGACCUGAUCCAAGUGAGAUAAUCUGCAGGAUUAGCUAAUCUGCAAGUGAGAUAGUCUGCUGUAGGACUAGCUAUCAUGUGACUUGAUUUUUUAUUUAAGGGAGGUAAUCAACAAAUUGGCUAUCAUGGGACUUAAUGCAAUUGAGUAAUCUGCAGGAUUUGCUAUCAUGUGACUUGAUGCGUGUGAUACAAUCAGAAGGAUUACCUAUCAUGUGAACUGAUCCAAGUGAGAUAAUCUGCAGGAUUAGCUAAUCUGCAAGUGAGAUAGUCUGCUGUAGGACUAGCUAUCAUGUGACUUGAUUUUUUAUUUAAGGGAGGUAAUCAACAAAUUAGCUAUCAUGGGACUUAAUGCAAGCACGAUACUUUGUAGGAUUAGCUAGCAUAUGAUUUGAUGCAAGUGCGAUAAUCAGAAGGAUUAGCUAUCAUGUAACUGCAAGUCAGAUAAUCUGUAGGAUUAUCUAUCAUGUGACUUCAUCCAAGUAUGAUACUUAGCGCAGGUGGACAAAUUGCGGCCCUGCGGGCCCCAUGCGGCCAUGGCCAUGUUAAUCUCAUAAGUAAUGUCAUGCUUGCUUAGUGAUUUUCUUUUGCUGAUGCCAGUGAGCAAGCGUCACUUUUGCAACUGCCUCUGUAAUAGUGCAAUUGAAGUUAUUGUACUUUGAGCUGAUUAUUUAUUUAUAGAAGCAAAGACUUUAAUAAUAUCAUGGUAAAUAUUUUAUUAUUUUUUAUGAGAUGCAGGGAGAUUCAAACGUAGCCAUUGAUUGUUUUUCUUGUGUUCCAAACUCCACUCAAACAUCAGGAUUAAUAACUGUAAAGUUGAUUAUCGAAACAAAACACUAAACCUCAAAGAGAAGUUUUGUGCUUCUUUUCGAGAUAGACCUCUUUUUGAAAUGGGAUUUUAUUUAGAUUACUGUUGCAAACUAAAGAAGAGGGCUUCUUUUCAAAAUUAAUGCUGUUAAAUUAUGGAAUUGCUAUUAUACCACAUUUUUCAACUAUGGAAUUCGAAAUUCUGUUUUUUGUUUUUUUUUACCAUGCUAGUACAAAGAAAUAAUAUCGAUACUGACACGCUAUCAUAAUAAUCAAAGAAAACAUUAGGGUGAAUGUGAGUACUAUGUCGAAAGAACCUUGUAUUAUCUUGAUUAAAAGCCCAUGGGUUUCUUUUCAAGAUGUGCCUCUUUUUGAGAUAACUUUAGCAAACUAAAGGGCUUCUUUUUUAGUUUGGCUUCUGAAAUUUUACAGUAGUUUGUUGUGAAUAUAAAUAUAGUACAGGCCUUUUUUUUUUUUUAAGAAUAAUAAUAAUAAUUAUUAUAACAAGAAUAAUGAUGAUUCUGCAAAUUUACAUAAGAGGUUGGAAGAUAUCAUGUAGUUGUCAUUUAUAUUUUAAAAUAUGCAGUAUGAUUAAUUACGACCAUAAGAUUAUUACAAUUUCGAGCUUGAAGACCGAGCAAUGCACAGCGGUUCCCUAAUCACAAGUGAUGCUGUUACUCUACAGUAAUUACGUAGCGUUGGAGCACAGAAAAUUACAGAUAUGCGAUGUGUAUUGUAGGCUCACUUCAAUAACUGUAGUAGAAACUAUAUUAAAAAUUUGCAAUUAUCAAUUUUUCAUCCUAUAUCUAUUGCACGAAAUUCGCAUAUUUUUUUAUAAAAUGUAAUUUAAACCUUUUUUUUUUUCAUUUUGGUAUGUUCAUUGUAGUCUGGGUGGAUAAUUUAUGUAACAUACAUAUAAUGGAUUAGCUCAUGAAUAUUUGAAACGGACGCCUAGUAAGUGUAAAAAGGCUUUGAAUAACUAAGCUGAAUGUUAAAUAAUAUGGUACCGGUACUGUAGUUCAUUUCUGCAAUUUCACAUUAUAAUUGCGAAUAUUUUAGUCAUGUUUUUCAAAUAAAGUAUAUACAUUAUGAGGGAUAUUGUAAACUAUACAGGAGUACUGUAAGUGGAAUUGUAUGCCGGGUCUCUCUCUACAUACAGUAGGACUAUCCAUAGGUCUGUCAUUUUAUUUAUUGAAAAUAAAUCAUACGUUUCUGUCACCUGUUGGUUUUGGUAUUUCAUACUUCUGUUUGCAUUAAAUGUAUCCAUUUGGCCGUGACUAUGCUUAAAGAAUAAAUGCCAAAAUAAAUCAAUCCAUGUCUUGA
Anneissia japonica is the source of this 3476-nucleotide messenger RNA. Its product is annotated as protrudin-like. The coding region runs from base 54 to 1082 and encodes 342 amino acids. The transcript has 10 exons. Gene Ontology annotation, cellular component: endoplasmic reticulum tubular network. Gene Ontology annotation, biological process: vesicle-mediated transport; protein localization to plasma membrane; endoplasmic reticulum tubular network formation. NCBI's taxonomy places the organism in Eukaryota, Metazoa, Echinodermata, Crinoidea, Comatulida, Comatulidae. The record is from RefSeq and is a predicted model, not a curated record. Gene Ontology annotation, molecular function: metal ion binding.